Messenger RNA from Aureobasidium pullulans EXF-150, 952 nucleotides. RefSeq lists its product as uncharacterized. The record is from RefSeq and is a predicted model, not a curated record. The transcript has a single exon. The coding region runs from base 302 to 778 and encodes 158 amino acids. Lineage: Eukaryota; Fungi; Ascomycota; Dothideomycetes; Dothideales; Saccotheciaceae.
GCUUCAAGGGGUUGAUCUCGGCUCUCUCUGGACAUUUACUCGACCUUGAAACUCAUCUUGCCUUUUUACCGCUGUUCAAGAGGUGCUGAUUGUCCAUAGAGAGUGCUGACUAGACUGACAUUCGACUGCUUCAAGGGGUUGAUCUCGGCUCUCUUUGGACAUCUACUCGACGUCGAAAAUCAUCUUGCCUUUUUAUGGCUACAUAUCAGCCUCUACGUUGGAGAGUAGGAGUUUGAGGUUUCUGCAAGGUUGCCUCGGGCUCGAAUUCUAUACCUCGACAAGCGGUCGACAAUACACAGCUAUGAAAAGGCACGAUACAUUUCACGGUUGCAAAAUUGUCCAAAGAGAGAUGAGCAGUAAGGCAUGUAUUCAUUCGAUGAUGUCUCUUCCAGCAAUGUUAUCUAGCAAACUAAUCGUUGGAGGUUGUUCAGAAACCGAUCUCGGCCUCAUGUUCGCGAAGGAUAUCUUGAGACGACUCUGGUGCAUCCUUGGCAGCCUUCAUCUGACGAAGGACGAACUCCUUGAUCUCCAUCCACUUCUCACCGAAGACCGUCUCCGGGCGCGACUCAAACACCACGCUCAUAGCUUCUCUGAGCUGUUCUGGCUCGAGCAGGCCAUCGGUGGCAUCGUUUGCGAUGUCGUACAUAUCGCCUUCAAAGUCGUAACGCAUUUGUUGGAACUUGUCAUCUUGUCUGCUCUCGAGCGAGGACUUGAUGUCGACGAGACGUUCCUCGAGAUCGUUUCUGCAUUGCAUCAGUAUGUUUCGCAGUGUGCAUGACGAUGGGAGUACUUACUCUUGCUCAACGGUGGUCUCUUCCUGGUACUCGGCCAUGUCCAUAGCCUGCUUUCCGCUGUGCAGAGCGAACCUCACUGUUCUGAGGUAGAUGGUGUUGGCAUCACCGAGCUUGUCUUCGCCACCCUUUUGGCGGAUCCACAGGUCGGUAGCUUGUUG